Menidia menidia (Atlantic silverside) is the source of this 2517-nucleotide messenger RNA. NCBI's taxonomy places the organism in Eukaryota, Metazoa, Chordata, Actinopteri, Atheriniformes, Atherinopsidae. The record is from the annotation of a GenBank genome assembly.
UUGCCAGGAAGUCACAGCGUGUCCUGGUUUUUCCAUCAGCUUCUCAGCAAAAGCAGAAUGAGUGGCAGAGUGGCGCAGGGCCGCCUCCAUGUUCUGCAGAUCUACCGCCUGCUGCAGUAUGUCCGUGAAGGAGACAAGGUGCAGAUUGAGAAGAUUGUGAACUUUGGAGUGAAAAACCUCAUCAAUCUCAUAGAGCCACAGGAUGGCAUUGGGGUUCUUCACAUGGCGGUUUCGGCAAACAAUCACGACCUUGUUGGCUUCCUUCUGUCUCAUGGAGCACAGCCUGAUGUCCAGGACAAGAGGGGACGUACUCCAAUUAUGUUGGCUGCUGAGUUGGGCAAUGAAGUUAUUGUAGCUCUGUUGGCAGAGAAUGAGGCUGACCUGGGGCUCGUGGAUGCGGAGGGCAAAGGUGUGCUUUUCUACUGCAUCUACCCCACCAAGCGCCACACCCACUGCCUGCAGGUAGCGCUGAAGAGCCAAGCAGAUCCAAACAACAUAUCAACAGACGGGAUUCACGUCUUCCAGCUUAUGUGUGAAAAAGCCCAUGUGUGCACCCCUUUGUGUCUCAUCAUGCUGGACGCGGGGUCCGACCCCAAUGCCACAAAUAAGGAAACAGGUGCCACAGCGUUAAUGGAAGCAGUAAAAGCAGGCUCCUUGCAGCUUGUUAGAACAAUUCUCAGGAGAGGGGGAAACCCAAACUCCCAGGACAAGAAACGCUUCACUGCAGUUCACUACGCAGCCAUGUGGGGGUUUUUUGAGAUAAUUCAGUUGCUGUCUGCAUACUCAGCAGAUAUGGGAGUGAUCAACCAAGACAGCUGCACACCUUUACACUACGCAGCUGCCAUAGGAAAUGCUAACUGCUGCAAGUUCCUCGCUCAGAGAGGUUGUAAUCCGAAACUGAAGAACCAGGAAGGCUUGCUGCCUCGUCAGAUUGCCAAAGACUCCGGUCACAAAGCAGCAGCCAAGGAGCUGAGGAAAGCGGAAAGGGUGUUUGGGAAAGGCAACAAAUCCGGUGGUGGAAACCUUCUGUCAGAUGUCUGGGCCCUGACACUCCAUGACUGGUCUUUUGAAUAUGAGGACGAAUUAUGGCAAGCCAUUGGCGAAAAAGCCGAAACAGUUGACACAGACACGUUUAUUUCUGUGCUCGAGGAGCUACAAGCUCCAGUUGUCCUAGACCAGCUUCAAACCGUCAUCUCAGCCCAUGACAAGAAAGGGGAUGGGUGUAUCAACAUCACUGACUUCAUCAAAGGUGUCAAAUAUAUCAAGAAAGCCUUUCUCCUUUCCUCCUAUAUGCCUAAAAAGAAAAAGGGGGAAAAGGGGGGGAAAGGAGGGAAGAAGAAGGGUAAAUUUGUCCUCCCCAUGCCCGUUUGCACCGUUCCUCCAGAUCUCAUGGUCCGCCGGCCGGACGGAGGCCCUCCCCGCUUCAUGAUUGAGAUGUUCUACAACUGCUCAGACAUUCACAGAUUUGACAGUAAUCACCCACCGCAACAUCCCAUAAUUAACGAUUCAGGGUGGUACAUCGAAAAGCCUGACAAGGCAUACAUCAAUAUCAACUACUGUGUGAAAAGUGCCAAUUUGGAAACUCUAGACCUGGCUUUCAGCCAGGGGGUACCGGUGGAUGUUCACGAUCAGUUUUACAAGACACCACUGAUGGUGGCCUGCUCCUGUGGCAACUACGAGGUGGUUCAGUACCUUCUCAGUCACGGAGCUGAUGUCAAUGCGUGUGACCAGUUUUUCUGGACACCCCUGCACCAUGCGGCCAAUGCAGGACAAGUGGAGAUUGUUGAACUUCUGAUCAAGGCCGGCGCCUCUGUCAAUGCUGAGGCCCUGGGUGGAGGCACGCCUCUCAUGAGGGCCAUCGAGAGCUCGAAACCUUCGUGUGUGAGCUGCCUCAUUAAGGCGGGAGCCAAUGUGAAUGCAGAGAACAAGAAAGGACAAGAUUGCCAUGACAUCGCACUAGCUUUUGGAGACUCUAAAAUAUGCAGCUUGGUCAAAGACAAGAUGGAUUCUACGCCUAAAUCAAAAGACGCAUCAAAAGGAAAGGGGGGUAAAUCCCAAAAGCCUGCUGCAAAAAAGAGUGCUGCUUCAGAAGGGUCAGUGCGCAAAGAUACAUCAACAUCAGGAAAAACCACACAGAUGGAUUCAAAGAGCAUCAUCCUGCAAAACUCAAUGAUCACUGAAGGGCAAACUAACACUGUGGACAUCACCUUUGUGCCAAAAACGGUUUGGGGGAAGCCGCCCACUACCAGCCAGCUGAUGUCAAAAAUAGAGAGACAGAGGGAACGCGUAUCCCUUGAAGUGGACUUUGACAAUUUUGUGAUGCCUUUCAGCCACAACAUCCAGAUGAAGAUUCUGGAGUUGGCAAAAACCAAACGCUAGACUAAAAGGCAGAGAGAUUCAAAUAGCUAAUCAGCUGAUGGAUCUAUCUAUCUAUCUAUCUAUCUAUCUAUCUAUCUAUCUAUCUAUCUAUCUAUCUAUCUAUCUAUCUAUCUAUCUAUCUAUCCAUUUCCGUUUCCG